GCGGAGGACACGGACGAUGGCAGACUUUCUGAAAGGCUUGCCCAUCUACAACAAGAGCAACUUCAGCAGGUUCCACGCAGACUCCGUGUGCAAGGCCUCGAACCGCCAUCCCUCAGUGUACCUGCCCACCCGAGAGUACCCAUCAGAACAGAUCAUUGUGACAGAAAAGACGAACAUUCUCCUGCGGUACCUGCACCAGCAAUGGGACAAAAAGAACGCCGCCAAGAAGAGAGACCAAGAGCAGGUGGAGGCAGAGGGUGAGAGCUCAGCGCCACCCCGCAAGGUGGCCCGGACUGACAGCCCCGACAUGCCCGAGGACACCUAGGCCCCGUGAAGUGCCCCACCUCUGU
This is a messenger RNA of Phodopus roborovskii (desert hamster), 350 nucleotides long. RefSeq names its product DET1- and DDB1-associated protein 1. Gene Ontology annotation, cellular component: Cul4-RING E3 ubiquitin ligase complex. The transcript has a single exon. Gene Ontology annotation, biological process: positive regulation of proteasomal ubiquitin-dependent protein catabolic process. The record is from RefSeq and is a predicted model, not a curated record. The coding region runs from base 17 to 325 and encodes 102 amino acids. NCBI's taxonomy places the organism in Eukaryota, Metazoa, Chordata, Mammalia, Rodentia, Cricetidae.